Molecule: messenger RNA, 3152 nt
Organism: Chlamydomonas reinhardtii
Lineage: Eukaryota; Viridiplantae; Chlorophyta; Chlorophyceae; Chlamydomonadales; Chlamydomonadaceae
Exons: 15
Coding region: 93-2612 (839 amino acids)
Source: RefSeq, a predicted model, not a curated record
AACUUGCUUUUUUUCUCAAGAACUGGAACUUACUCUAGAAUGAAGUUAAAUUGAAAUAGUCAAACCUUGGCUGUCUCCCGACUUCUCAGCGAAUGUCCUCGCCGGCGCAGCGCUCGGCCCGCUCUGAGAGUCAUAGGGAUUCCAGCACGCGGGCCUCGCCGAAGCCGGCGCCUAGCGAGUCAGAACAUAGUCAACGUAGCGGUCGCCGGCGACACUCGCCAGAACGGAGUGACCACAGCAAUCGCCCGGACCAGUCCGUGCAGAGCUACUCUGUGCGAGAGCUGGCCGACAGCUCGGAGGUGUCCAGCCGUGGGAGGGAUGACCGAGGCCACCGCAGGCGGCGUGGGGGCUACAGCGAUGAUGAGGAGUCAAACAGUGGUGACCAGUACUCCUCGGACUACGAGUCGGAGGAGAGCGUGAGCCGCAGCGGCAGCCGCAGCUACGACUCCCGUAGCUAUGACGAUCGCACGCAGACCCACACGAGCGCCUCAUACGAUGACAGCGAGCGGCAGAGCGACAGGUACGAGGGCGACAUCAGCGCGUGGGGCCGGAAGCGGGUGAACCUGAACAACAAGGACUCGGAGAGCGACUACACCAUGAGCAGUGGGCUCAGCCCGCGCGGCAAGGAGGAGGAGGGGCGGGCGGAGUUCGAUGUGGAGGACGGCAAGAGGGCGCUCGCUUAUCAAGCAGGCAUGUAUGCGCGCGCCCAGGCCAUGCGGCGUGACGGCACAGCGCCCAAGGCGCUGGGCAUUGCGGACGGGCUGCCAGACCGCAUGGCGCUGCAGCAGCUGAACGCGCUGGCGGGCAUGGCGGACAAGGUCAAAAAAGCGAUUGAGCACAACCGCCAGGUGUUUAAGCACCGCGUGAAGAUGGAGGAUGACGCGCUCAUCAAGAAGGCCUUUGACGCCUGGCGCGCGGCGCGCUUCGGCAGCAUUGCCAAGCAGCAGCUGCUGCGGCGUGCCGUGGCGCGCCUGUCGCGGGGCCUGCUGUCCCGCGCCUUCUUCGCGUGGAAGGACAAAUUCCACCUGGUGGACAAGUACCUGGCCAUGCGGCGGAAGGUGGCGGCGACCAUCAACCGCGGCCGCAAGAAGCGCUGCUUCCUGGAGUGGUGGCGGCUGUGUCUGGAGCGGCGCUGGAAGAACCAGCUGGCGCUGGCCAACGAGGCGAUGGUGGCGCUGCAAAAGAAGGUGGACGGAUUUGAGAAGCGGCCCAUUACGGUGAUCCGCCGCCGGCGCCUGUACGCCAUGAUGGAGGCGUGGUUCAACCAGAGCGCUGAGCGGCGGAAAAAGCGGCUGCGGCGCGAGAAGGCGGUGAUGCACUGGAAAAACAUAGCCUACCUCAAGGCCUGGAACUCCUGGCGCGAGUACACGCUGGAGUGCCUGCGGCGCCGCGCGCUGAUCAAGAAGACGGCGAUGAAGAUCAAGAACAUCCAUAUGGUCAGCGCCUGGAACAAGUGGUGGGAGGCGGUGGAGGAGCGGCGCAACGAGGAGGGCAAGUUGAACAAGGCCAUGCGCAAGUGGCUGAACUCCACACUGUCGCGCGCGUGGGCCAAGUGGUGGGAGCGCGUGGAGCGGCGCCGCUACCUCAAAGUGGUCUGCGCGCGCUGGAAGAAUCCGCACAAGGCGCGUGCGCUGCGCGGCUGGCGCGAGGCGGCGGCCUGGAAGAAGCGCAUGCGCGUGGUGCUGGACCGCGCCAUCCACAAGAUGAAAAAUCGGGCGCUGUACAUGGCGUGGGAGGGCUGGUGGCAAGCCAUUGAGGACCGCAAGCUGGAGGAGCAGCUUACCACCAAGGAGCAACUGGUGGUGGCGGUGAAGGAGCUGCGCGAGGAGAACGAGCGGCUGCGGCGCGACAACGAGCGCUUCGUGCGCCUCAUCGACAGCGGCGAGUGGGGCCGCGGCCGCGUGGCGGAGCUGGUGUCGGCGGGCGAGAUCCUCAAGGGCGAGCGCGACGCGCUGCUCAAGCUCAUCCAGAGCCUGCGGCGCGAGUACGAGGCGGUGCAGUCGGCCAAGGUGGCGCAGGAGGAGGAGAUGCGCGCGCUCAAGGAGCGCAUGAUGCUCGGGGGCGCGGCUCGCAACCGCAUGCUGAUCAAGGGCGGCAGCAGCUUCAACGCGGCGGGCCGCGCCGUGAAGCAGGACCUUGUGGACCAGCUGCAGGGGAACAACCGGGGCGCCGACCCCAACCUGCUGUACCAGGUAGACCAACUGUCCAUGAACCAGGUCACCAUCUUUGCGGACGGCGAGCUCAACGUGCAGGCCGUGGCGGCGGCGCCCGGCUCCGCCGCCUUCUCAAAACCCGUCAGCGCAAGCCACGGGCUGCGCCCGCCCGUCAGCCCGGUGCACCCCAUGCGCGUGCCGCCGGGCCUGCCGGGCGCCUCGCCGAGCCGCUCGCCGCUGGCGGUGGGCGCCGUGUCUCCGGGCAGCGGCCGACCUGUCAGCCGGGAGGAAGUGGUGGCGCGGCUACAGGGCCUGUCCAAGGAGGAGCUGGACAGCUUUGAGGCGGCGCUGCGGGCGCAGAAGGCGGCGCAGCAGCAGGUGGCGGCGGCGGCGCGGGGCCGCAUGGACGCCGGUGGCCGGCCGCCGGGCGUGGCGUCGAGCGUGCCCGGGUCCCGAUGAGCACAGCAGUGAGGGCGGAAGGGAGGGGGGUUGUGUGUGAUGGGCAGAGGAGGUGGUGGCUGCGGAAGGGCUUUGACCAGGUGGAUACUUGAAUGGGUUGAUGAGAUUCUGUGAUGCCGGUGGGACGGUGGGGCUACGGGCGGGACUAGGAGGACGUGUGCUGUGAGUGUUUGUGCCUUUUGACAUACCGUACCGUACUGAUCAUGACCGCAGGCAGUAAGAUCUGACUAAUGACGACUGAGCAUGCCCUAACUUUCUUCCACUAAGGCCACCAUGGUCGUUGCAUGGGCCAUAGAUAUCAUGCUGCGGGCGGGAGAAAGGCACGUUGGUGGCGCCAACCCUGUAUUACCAUUCGAUCAUUACAGUGACUGGGCUGACCAGCAUGGCAAACUAUAGCAUGAUGAGCUUUGAGCCUUGUGUGGCAUCGCGCGGCUAGGCCUGGUGGAGACGGGGGGCGCAGAGGAGGCAAAACGGCCAGCGAUAGGUCCUCGGGGACACAGGCACGCGCUUAAAACCCGAUCGCUGUAAAACUUCGCAAAC